Messenger RNA from Myotis brandtii (Brandt's bat), 4346 nucleotides. RefSeq names its product ectonucleoside triphosphate diphosphohydrolase 7 (gene ENTPD7). Gene Ontology annotation, biological process: nucleoside diphosphate catabolic process. Gene Ontology annotation, cellular component: membrane. The transcript has 12 exons. Bases 94 to 1908 code for a protein of 604 amino acids. Gene Ontology annotation, molecular function: nucleoside diphosphate phosphatase activity. The record is from RefSeq and is a predicted model, not a curated record. Lineage: Eukaryota; Metazoa; Chordata; Mammalia; Chiroptera; Vespertilionidae.
UGCAGGCUUAGGAGAUGCCUGGGACAAGGAGACCACCUUCUCCGGGCAAAAGGAAAAGGAGGUGACAGGCGUUGGGACCACUGAGGGGAACCCAUGGCUAGGAUCAGUUUUUCCUACCUCUGCCCAGCCUCCUGGUACUUUACUGUGCCCACAGUGAGCCCAUUUCCCCGUCAGCGGGUGGCAUUCCUAGGACUCUUCUUCAUAUCCUGCCUCCUUCUACUUAUGUUAAUCAUGGACUUUCGACAUUGGGGUGCUUCAUUACCACGAGAUAGGCAAUAUGAAAGGUAUUUGGCUCGAGUAGGGGAGCUUGAAGCUACUGAUACUGAAGACCCAAAUCUAAAUUACGGACUUGUCGUGGACUGUGGCAGCAGUGGCUCCCGGAUUUUUGUUUAUUUUUGGCCAAGACAUAAUGGGAACCCCCAUGAUUUGCUGGACAUCAAACAGAUGAGAGACCGCAACAGCCAACCGGUGGUUAAAAAAAUCAAGCCAGGAAUCUCUGCAAUGGCAGACACUCCUGAACAUGCCAGCGAUUACCUUCGUCCUCUGCUGAGCUUUGCUGCUGCUCAUGUGCCUGUGAAGAAGCACAAGGAGACCCCCCUCUACAUUCUGUGCACCGCGGGCAUGAGGCUUCUUCCUGAGAGGAAGCAGUUGGCUAUCCUGGCUGACCUAGUGAAAGAUUUACCACUGGAGUUUGACUUCCUCUUUUCACGGUCUCAGGCAGAAGUGAUCUCUGGGAAGCAAGAAGGGGUUUAUGCAUGGAUUGGAAUCAACUUUGUUUUGGGAAGAUUCGACCAUGUGGAUGAAUCAGAUGCUGAAGCCCCGCAGGAAUUGGCAGCAGGACGCAGAAGGACAGUAGGAAUACUGGAUAUGGGAGGAGCCUCUCUCCAAAUUGCUUAUGAAGUUCCUACCUCAACCUCAGUCCUUCCUCCAAAACAGGAAGAGGCUGCGAAGAUCCUGCUGGCUGAAUUCAACCUGGGCUGUGAUGUGCAUCACACCGAACAUGUAUAUAGGGUUUACGUCACCACCUUUUUGGGUUUUGGGGGCAACUUUGCCCGACAGCGCUAUGAAGACCUUGUGCUGAAUGAAACGCUUCACAAAAACAGGUUGUUGGGCCAGAAGACAGGUCUGAGUCCUGACAGUCCAUUUCUGGAUCCUUGCCUGCCCGUGGGACUCACAGAUGUGGUGGAGAGGAACAGCCAGGUCCUGCAUGUCCGAGGAAAAGGAGACUGGUCGACUUGUGGGGCAAUGCUGAGCCCCCUGCUGGCUCUCUCUAACACCAGCCAGGCCUCCCUGAAUGGCAUCUACCAGUCACCAAUUGACUUCAACAACAGCGAGUUCUACGGUUUCUCUGAGUUUUUUUACUGCACGGAGGAUGUGUUGCGCAUCGGUGGCCGCUACCAUGGGCCAACAUUUGCCAAGGCUGCUCAGGACUACUGUGGCAUGGCUUGGUCAGUACUAACUCAGAGAUUCAAGAAUGGCCUUUAUUCAUCACAUGCAGAUGAGCAUCGACUCAAAUAUCAGUGUUUUAAAUCGGCUUGGAUGUACCAAGUCCUUCAUGAAGGAUUCCACUUUCCCUAUGACUACCCAAACCUACGGACAGCCCAGCUGGUAUAUGACCGGGAGGUUCAGUGGACGCUGGGAGCCAUUCUGUAUAAAACACGAUUCCUACCACUCAGGGAUCUACGGCAGGAAGGUGUCCGACAGGCCCAUAGUAGCUGGUUCCGUCUCUCCUUUGUCUACAACCACUAUCUCUUCUUCGCCUGUAUCCUGGUGGUGCUAUUGGCCAUCAUCCUGUACCUUCUGCGGCUACGCCGAAUUCACCACCGACAGACUCGAGCCUCAGCUCCAUUGAACUUGCUGUGGAUUGAAGAGGUGGUGCCCAUGAUUGGGGUACAGGUGGGGCCUUGAGGCUGAGUAAGGACUGUGGAAGCUCAAGUACUCCAGAGUUGCUGCUCAUUGAAUUCCACCACUUUCUUGUAAUGGCUUCGGAUGCUGUUUUGCCUGACCUGGUGGAUAUUUUGGCAUUGGAAUUUCCACUUUAAUAUCUUCUUUAAUUCCUCUCAAUCUCCAGGUCCUCUUAUCUGAGAGAAGCUGUAACUUAGUCUGUGAAGAACUAAGUAAUGAGAGAUUGGUGCUAACAAAGGUGACCAGCCUUAGUCCAAUUGAAGCACGCUUCUCCUUUAUCUGAGAGAUCUGGUGUGUUGCAGGGAUCUAGACUUUUCUCCCCCUGCUAAAGCAUGAAGUUUGGCAGUGGGCACCCUGGAAGCUGAGGUGAAACCAAACUUGGAGCGUCUGAUACAAACCGAAGACAUUCUAGCAAGUGCAGCAGCCCCUUCUUUCUCUGUAACAGAGAGAUCAUUUAUGUGGAGGUCCACAACCCUUAAUAGGGGUCCAAGAUAAUUUGCAGUUCAGUGGAACAGAUAUGAAUUUCCAGGCAACCAAAAUAACACAGCUUCUUUGUUUCUUUGACAAAGAAGCCACUGAGUGUGGACCAAGGUCCCUGACAGUGUUGCUGAUAUUAGUAUGUGAUUUUAAAAGGUUAGAACCCCUUCUAAAUGAAUGGAUCAUCAAAGAUUUUGACUAAGUCUUAUCUGAUGUCUUGUAUGACCAGGACAGAAAAAUUUUCCAUGUCUAUGUGCCUCAGAGGCUGUUUGGGCAUUAAUUUUUCUUUUUGAGUCUUAAAUAUGCUUGUAGGAUGGAGAAACUGUGAUGGGUAUUGGAGACCUGGGUUUGGUUUCAGGUCACUGUCCUAUAGGCCUUUUUUAAAAAAAAAAAAAAUUAUUUUUUUUACUGAUUUUAUUGGGCUGACAUUGGUUAAUAAAAUUAUUUAGGUUUCAGGUGUACAAUUCUGUAAUACAUCAGCUGUAUAUUAUAUGGUGUGUUCACCACCCCAAGUCUCCAGGCCUAUUUUUAUGAGUCCGUAUACAGGAAGAUUCAAAGGAGUUCCUUUAUUUCACUGCUAAGAUCAAUAAAAGCAAUAGUUUGGGAAGGGAUAUAUUUGGGUUGUUUUUAUAGAAGGAAAGAACAAUAUCAGGAUAGUGGGCAAAGGCAAUAAAAUCCAAGUUCUUAUUUAUUCAUUUUUCUGAGAAAGCGAAAUUUUCUCAAUUUGACUCUGGGUUUGUCUGAAAAGAAGCAAAUUCUAAACUUUGGAAUAAAUAGAUAAAUCUGUUAUUAAGCCACAUGGAAACUUUCAGAACCUUUGUUAAAAGAUUGCUCAGUCACAAUCAGCAUUUCCAUUAAUGAGGAGAGAGGAAAAGCCAUAGUUAUUGCAUUUUCAUCCGUGACCCUCCAGGAGCUUUGCUCCUCCUGGCCUUUACGUUGCAGGAGGAUUCAUUCAUGAACUUCCACCUUCUCUCAUGGUACGUUCUUUAUACUUUAUCCUUUCCUAUAUGUAGCCUUGAAUGUCCUGCCCAAGAAUGUGCUCCCAGAGUUGAAGUAGCUUUCUUUUCUUUGUCAUCUUGAUUUCUAAAAUUAGAUAACUAGGGGAAAUGGACCUUGACUUUCAAGGGGAAAAAAGUGAAAACGAUUUUUUAUUUUUUUCUCCCUUUAAUUCUCACUCAAGGAUAUACUUUUAUCGAUUCUUAGAACAGGAGAGAAACAUCAAUGUGAGAGACAUUGAUCAGCUGCCUUCUGCAUGGACAAUUCUAGCUAUUUAGGUAUGUGCUCUGACUGGGAAUCGAACAUGCACCUCACCCUCAUCCCCAGUGCACAGAUAAUACUCCAAGCAACUGAGCCACCUGGCCAGGGCAGAAGUGAAAUUCUUAAAAUGUAAAUUUCAUAUUGGAAGCAGAAGGGAAUUAAAUGCUUCAUAAAACAGAGAAAAAUCAAGGUAAAAAAAUGACAAGUCUUGAACGGUUUUCAAAUUAGAUAAUAAUGGAUCUGGCCAAGUAUCUUAUAGUUUCCUUUGGAAAUAUACUUUUAGGACUUAUAUCACAGUAAUUUCUAAGACUUCUAAAUUACCUUGAUUUUCUUUGACUUAUCUGUCACUGUAAGCCCUCGCCUUAUGAAUGCUGCUUAUAAAUAAUGUCAAAAUGUUUUUCUUAGUCCUUGCCUACUCAGGUAACUCUUUUCCUUUCACCUUGGUUUCCAAAUACUAUUUGCCAUUUUUCUUGUAGAUCUAGUCAGUGAUCUAGUCAAAAGCUAUCUAAUAGGCUAACAGUGAUCCCUUUCGUGUCUCAAAAUGAAGUUGAAGCAGGGAGGAGGUGGUGAUUAGUCCAGAUUGAAAGCUCUUAUGAAGUUAUUCUUCCUGGUUAUAAUAAUAAUAGCUGCCAUUUGUUAAGCCCUUAAUGUGUACCAGACAUUCUGUUCAGAUUUUUAUAUAUAUUAUUCAGUCAUAUGGCAUUCUU